Molecule: messenger RNA, 849 nt
Organism: Monascus purpureus
Lineage: Eukaryota; Fungi; Ascomycota; Eurotiomycetes; Eurotiales; Aspergillaceae
Source: the annotation of a GenBank genome assembly
AUGAUGGCUUCAUCUGAGUACAAUCCCUCAGACCUGACAUCUGUCUUGAGGACAUUAUCUUCCCUGUCAAAUCCCGCUUCCCCGGCAAAUAGUGGUCUAUUGAACCAUGGAGUCCGCAGAGCAGGGGAAGCUGCCGACAACGAUGAUUCAUAUGAGCCGUCAGACGCCAUUCCGACGAGCAUAGCCCACACCCAGCAUAUGCACACGACGGGACAUUCGAUACCUCCACGACGAACCCCAGUUGAACCAGCCGCAAAUUCAGGCAGUGGCAAGAAGCCCAUAGACCCAUCCGCCAUUACCGCAUGGCCCGCGGGAUUGAAAUAUGUGGUGCAAACAGUAUUACAAAAUGAAGCUCUACAGCACCGAAUACGACGAUUGAUCCAGAGUCAGCAUGACCACGAAAGACAAUGGUGGCAGGGCCGGGAAGCGCUUUUGAAGAAGCAGGAAGCCCGAGUUGAGAAAAAGAAAGAAUUAGAUCGAGUUUUAAGUUCCGUUGGGGUACUUGUUGACACUACCAAAGAAGUAUCUACAGCAGAAGAAAACGAAACAGAACUACGAAUAUACGAUGAGAAAGUUUACAAGGCAUCCGUACAGAUGAUGGAAGCUAUGACUUCGGAACUACGGGGUUUGGGAAUACCUUUCUUUGCCAUCAGGAGGGAUCUCUUAGUGAAUCAUCCGGUACAACCAGGUAGUCGAGAAGACUCUGGAUCUGGGCGGCUUGCUGAACAUAGAUUUGGUGACUCUGCCAAACAGCAGGAGCAGCCCCGACAAGGACCGCUUACGAGAGACGAUCUGUUGGCUCUUCAGCGGCGGAUGUUGGAUUUGCUUCUGGAUCUUUGCAGGGAGUGA